GUACUGCCAGGGAUAUGGUGCGCGGUUUUUUUAUUCCCUGGAUACUGAGAGUUGUAAGAAAUGACAAGCAUGGUGCGAAGAACCUUUUUUCUCCAGCUUGCACGUCUUUGUAUUCGUUUCUAGAAUCGUGAAAUAAACUGCAAAAUGUGAGAAGAUGUGUGAAGGAAGAAAUUGAUAAUUAAAGUAUCCUUUCUUUGAAUUCAAAGGAAAAAUAUACAUUUGAAAGUAGCACAAGUCUGCGACUAACAGAUUUUUUUUUUCGCUCGCUGGAGUCUGAACAAUGCUACAUGUUGUGACGAGACGAUAUCAGAGGAGUUUGUUUGUCGGAGUAUGUUUUACCUUUUGCUUUUGUAUAUUGUUUUUGGAUAAGUAUUCCAGACUUGUUAAAGAUGCGGAAUAUGAAUUUGACAUUAGUGGAAGAGUUGAAAUUGACCACUUCAGACAUUCAGAUGUCAAUGAAGUCAUAGCCCGUGGGUUAUCGAAGAAAGUCCGUAUUUUAUGUUGGAUCAUGACGUCACCAAAAAAUUUGGAUGGGAAAGCAACAGCGGUGAAAAAUACUUGGGCAAAGCGCUGUAAUAAAGCAUUGUUCUUCAGCAGUGAAACAAACGCUUCCUUUCCAACCAUCGGCCUCAAUACAACGGAAGGACGGCAACAUUUGACGGCAAAGACGAUACAAGCGUUUCGCUACUGUUACGAACAUUACGGGAAUCAGUUUGACUGGUUUCUCAAAGCAGACGAUGAUACUUACAUGAUCGUAGAAAAUCUACGAUAUUUUCUUUCUCACCACGAUCCAAAUAAUUUGCAAUAUUUUGGACACAAGUUCAAAGUGAUCGUGGAACAGGGGUAUUUCAGCGGAGGGGCGGGCUACAUUUUAAGUAGGAAUGCAUUAGAAAAAUUUGUGACUGAGGGUCUUUCAGAUUCUGCGAAAUGUAGACAAGAUGGUGGGGCAGAAGACGCAGAAAUUGGUAAAUGCAUGCAACAUCUGGGCAUCAAGGCAGGAGAUUCGCUGGAUAUUUAUGGCAAGGAGACUUUUCAUCCGUUUAACCCGAGUGCACAUUUAAGGGGUCUAUAUCCCCAAUGGUUUUACAACAAUGCAGCCAGUUACCCCAAAAAGGGUCUUGAAUGCUGUAGUGACUACAGUAUAUCCUUCCAUUACAUGUCGCCUCCAGACAUGUACGUAAUGGAUUACCUGAUCUACCACUUACGUCCGUACGGAAUCAUACAGGACGUACGUAAAACACGCUUAUUCAACAAAGAGGCCAGUUUUAAAUAGUUUUGCAGGUAUUAUUUUUGUAAAUAUUUUGUUAAAACACAGAGAACAAAAGUUGUGCAGAACCACAAGAUCUUGCAAAUGAAUUCAUCAAAAAGGGGCUGGCCUCUACAGCUAGGGAUCUAGAGGGACCGAGUGUAUAUUUUCCCGAUAUAAAACUGGCGAAUACUGGUUUCGAAUAGGAUUAUAUAUAAUUGCUUCUUUUUUCAUGAUUCUUUCACUAAAAUCAACAACAUGAUAGGAAAUUUUUGGUGACUGGGGAUAUUUGAUAGUAUUUUGGACGAGUGGACAAUUUUAUUUUUAGAUAUGAAAGAAGACAUCAUUCCUUCUAUAAUUCUGUGUGAUCGUAUCAACAUUGCCGUAUCAUACAUUUGAGAAUAGUUGAAAAAGAAAUACUUUUUCAUGUUCAUACAGUUUAAAGAUAUUAUAAACUCUUAUCAUACAUUUUUAUACUUUUUACUGUUGUUUUUGUUUCCAACAUGCUGUUAAUUUUUUUUCUUGUUUACAAUAAAAUCUUUUUCAAAGUC
Molecule: messenger RNA, 1797 nt
Organism: Saccostrea echinata
Lineage: Eukaryota; Metazoa; Mollusca; Bivalvia; Ostreida; Ostreidae
Product: glycoprotein-N-acetylgalactosamine 3-beta-galactosyltransferase 1-like
Exons: 4
Coding region: 281-1273 (330 amino acids)
Cellular component (GO): membrane
Molecular function (GO): N-acetylgalactosaminide beta-1,3-galactosyltransferase activity
Source: RefSeq, a predicted model, not a curated record